Molecule: messenger RNA, 1959 nt
Organism: Piliocolobus tephrosceles (Ugandan red Colobus)
Lineage: Eukaryota; Metazoa; Chordata; Mammalia; Primates; Cercopithecidae
Gene: TEX11
Product: testis expressed 11
Exons: 17
Coding region: 123-1805 (560 amino acids)
Biological process (GO): meiotic cell cycle; male meiosis chromosome segregation; synaptonemal complex assembly
Cellular component (GO): central element
Molecular function (GO): protein binding
Source: RefSeq, a predicted model, not a curated record
ACAUUGCUUAAAAUUGUGUCUCAUUGUACAGAGAAUCUGUUGGGUUUCAUUUCCUGACGAUUAUUCAUGAACGUUUUAAGUCAUCAGAAAAUGCUGGAAAAGUUCUGCUACUCUAUAUUGACAUGCUUUUACAAAGGAAGGAAGAACUGCUUGCCAAGGAGAAGAUUGAAGAAAUCAUUUCAGCUCACCACACAGGAAGACAACUGACAGCAGAAUUAAUGAACCAGUUACACAACAUUCUGUGGAGAAAAGCUACCAGUAGUUUUGAGGUACAAAAUUACGCUGAUGCUCUACAAUGGUACUAUUAUUCUCUGAGGUUUUAUUCACCUGAUGAAAUGGAUCUGGAGUUCGCCAAGCUGCAGAGGAACAUGGCUUGCUGUUACCUGAAUUUGCAACAAUUUGAUAAGGCCAAAGAGGCAGUGGCAGAAGCUGAACGAUAUGAUCCUAGAAACAUUUUCACUCAAUUUUAUAUAUUCAAGAUUGCAGUCAUAGAGGGCAACUCUGAAAGAGCUUUGCAGGCAAUAAUUACUUUAGAGAAUGUAUUAACAGAUGAAGAGUCAGAAGAUAAUGCUCUAGUUGCAGAGAGAGAUUCACCUACCACGCUUCUAAGUUUAGCUGCCCAGUUUGCUCUCGAGAAUGGACAACAAAUUGUGGCAGAAAAAGCUUUGGAAUAUUUAGCUCAACAUUCAGAAGACCAGGAACAAGUUCUUACAGCUGUAAAGUGUUUGCUUCGUGUUGUUCUUCCAAAAAUUGCUGAAAUGCCGGAAUCUGAAGAUAAGAAGAAAGAAAUGGAUAGACUUUUGACUUGCCUGAAUAGAGCCUUUGUGAAACUUUCUCAGCCUGUUGGCGAAGAAGACUUAAGUUUGGAGUCAAGAGCUAAUGAAGCUCAGUGGUUUCGAAAAAUAGCUUGGAACUUGGCUGUGCAAUGUGACAGAGAUCCAGUGACAAUGAGGGAGUUUUUCCUACUUUCUUAUAAGAUGUCCCAGUUUUGUCCUUCUGAUCAAGUAAUUCUGAUUUCACGGAAAACAUGUUUACUGAUGGCAGCUGCAGUUGAUAUAGAGCAAGGCAGAAAAGCUUCAACAGCUUUUGAACAGACCAUGUUCCUGAGUCGUGCACUUGAGGAGAUCCAGAUAUGCAAUGACAUCCAGAAUUUCCUGAAACAAACAGGGACCUUCUCAAAUGAUUCAUGUGAGAAAUUGCUUCUGCUGUACGAGUUUGAAGUUAGAGCCAAAUUGAAUGAUCCAUUACUGGAAAGCUUCCUGGAAUCAGUGUGGGAGCUGCCUCAUUUAGAAACUAAAACAUUUGAAACAAUUGCAAUAAUAGCAAUGGAGAAGCCUGCACACUAUCCUUUAAUUGCUCUCAAGGCCUUGAAAAAGGCUUUAUUGCUCUACGAAAAGGAAGAAUCAAUUGAUAUAUCACAAUACAGCAAAUGUAUGCACAGCUUGAUUAACCUCUCAGUGCCAGAUGGGGCGUCGAAUGUAGAGCUCUGUCCCCUGGAAGAAGUUUGGGGCUAUUUUGAAGAUGCUCUGAGCCACAUUAGCCGCACUAAAGACUACCCAGAAAUGGAGAUUCUCUGGCUGAUGGUCAAGUCCUGGAAUACUGGAAUACUUAUGUUUAGCAGGAGCAUGUAUGUAUCUACUGAAAAGUGGUGUGGCCUGGCCUUGCGUUUCCUUGACCACCUUACCUCCUUCAAGGAAAGCUAUGAAACUCAGAUGAAUAUGCUGUAUAGUCAGCUUGUGGAAGCAGUGAGUAACAACAGGGGCCCAGUUUUUCAAGAACAUGGCUACUGGAGCAAGUCAGAUUAGGCAAGCUCACGGCCACAUGAAGAAGAUACGUUGUCCUGAGAUGCUGACUGUUUAAAUUUUUGCCAGAGUUUCUCUUGAGCUUUUGUUUCUGUUUCCUCAGACCCUGUUUUCAUGUUGUUGAAUAAACUUUCUAAAAUAAAAGCAUGUUGAAUUU